CUCCACAUUUCUCAAUGCAAGUAAAGUAAAAUCCAUUUCUUUUUCUCACUAUUUCAACUUUCAAAAGUAUUCCAUAGAAGAAAAAGAAGAAGCUAUGACUCUAACAACUAGAGCUAAGAAGAUUAAAUUAGAAGAUGAAGAAAUAAUUAGUAGAAUAAAUGAUUUGUCACGAAGGCUAAAAAAUCUUGAAGCUUUUAAUGAGAUCAAUGGCUUUAUUAAUCAGCCUGAUUCACUUAGUCGUAGUGUUCGAUUACAAUACUCUCUUAUUAGUACCAUUGUUGAUGAGACAAGAUGUGAACUUGGAGCUGCAGGAUCAAAGAAGUUCAACAUUGUGUUGAAUAGUGUUCAUGACUUAUAUCUCAAUGUUAAGAGGCCAAGAGAGCAAGUGGCGGAUGCAGAGGCCUUGCUCGGACUUACCAAUACUGUUGUGGAAUCUCUCAAAUCACGUGCCAAUUCUAGUAUCUCACCUUCUAUAUUCAUCUCUUGGUUGCUUCAAGUCUAUAGUUUACGAAAAGGACUUUCAAAGAAUGCAAUGGAACAUUUCAUCACUGGGAAGUCACUAAAAGCUGUGAAUUGGGAAAAGAUUGGAGCUGAUGCUUCACUCGUGUUUAUGGAAGGCCAAGGUUGCAAGACAAUGCUUGGAGUUGUGAAAACUGAAUUUAAGCCAAGGAGGCAGCUUCUAGUUAAUCAUUCUUAUCCAAAAGAGAUUGUGGUUCAGGAAAAUGCCUCCGAGAAAGGUCUACCUUACUUGGCCAAAAUUGAGUUUUUUUAAUAGGUUGCUGGUGAAAUUGUCGAGGAAAAACCUGAUGCUAGCAAGAAUAUGUCAAACAUAUCGGAGCUCUUAAAGGAGAAUGAAAGUGUCAUGCUUGACGAACUCUUUUUAAGGAGAAAUUCCUUUGCUCAUACUGUCGAGAAUUUGUUUGCACUUUCUUUUUUUAGUACACGAUGGGCAGGCUUCAAUCUCCGCUGAUGAAACUGGUUCUCGUUUCGCUUGCAAGAUGGUUGUACCUUAACGCUGAUUCCUCUCGAAUUGUAAUAUGAUGAAUCAAUUCUCCAGUUCCGCGGAGCAUUACACAUCGUGGAUCUGUACGCCACCAGUUUAUCCUGAGAUAUGAUUACAAUGAUUGGAAGCUGAUGCAAACUUUAGUGCCAGAAGGAGAAGAGCUAACACCAAAUAGGGAAUGAAGGCUCAUUCUGAUAUGCUUCACCUCUAACUAUAUGGAGUAGAUGUCAGGAGCUGUCAUUUUGUGCAAUAUCUGGCUGUGAGGUGAAGCGAUCUGCAUAUGAAGUAAGUAAAAUGGCAUGUUUUUGUUAUAUUAUCAGCUCCAGAAACUGGUCAAUAUAUCUUUUGGGUCAAUAGUAUGUUUACAUGUAUAUGUAUUAAACUGAUCCAUCUCUCUUUUGGGAAAAUGCCCUGUUUAUAUGUAAUCAUUUUAAGCUGAUAUAUUACUAUCCUGUAAGGCAUAUGAUAUGCCUUUCAUGACUGAA
Solanum lycopersicum (tomato) is the source of this 1488-nucleotide messenger RNA. Lineage: Eukaryota; Viridiplantae; Streptophyta; Magnoliopsida; Solanales; Solanaceae. The record is from RefSeq and is a predicted model, not a curated record.